Messenger RNA from Gadus morhua (Atlantic cod), 2477 nucleotides. Its product is annotated as zinc finger protein 37. Gene Ontology annotation, biological process: regulation of transcription by RNA polymerase II. The transcript is spliced from 3 exons. The record is from RefSeq and is a predicted model, not a curated record. The coding region runs from base 1455 to 2090 and encodes 211 amino acids. Gene Ontology annotation, molecular function: DNA-binding transcription factor activity, RNA polymerase II-specific; RNA polymerase II cis-regulatory region sequence-specific DNA binding. Gene Ontology annotation, cellular component: chromatin; transcription regulator complex; PcG protein complex. NCBI's taxonomy places the organism in Eukaryota, Metazoa, Chordata, Actinopteri, Gadiformes, Gadidae.
AGACCGACGACAGCAGACGGACGCACACCCAAAGAGGUCCUGUGAGGAAAGUCAACAGAAGAAUAACACAACAAGCUGAAGAUACAGGCAGGGAAAGUGAACAUGAGUGCGAGUAUGUCUACAGGUUUUCUCACGAGAGACGUCAGUCUUGCCAGAACAGUGCGCUGAAUCCAGCUGCUCCGCCCUUGGUUCCUGAUCUGUGGGAGCAGAACCACUGGAACAAGAGGCGAGUGAAGCUGAACUACAAGAGACAGUGGACCUGGACCUAUACCGGAAGAAGAAGAUGCUCCAUCCCCCGAAAGAGAUGACCAACCAGACCCGGCGCAAGCAUCUGGUGGACAUCUUGAUCCGCAACCUGUGAAUACCUACCCACAUGAGGAACUAGCUAACCCACCUAUGACCUAUGAGGAAGUAGGUAAAUUGGAGGUGGAAGCAGGAAUGAACAAUCUGCAGAUGAACUACAAGGUUCCAUCAUAUCACACUUUGUGGUGCCCCGGGACAGGGAAGGACAUUGAGGUACAAGGCUGAAUGAAGAUACACCAGAAGCACAUAAAGAAAAAAGAUCUAGAGUGCUUUAGUAAACUAUGGAAAUCGUUCUGAUGGAUAUCUGAACCUAGAGUUAAAAGAGGUAUAGGCCUACAGGGGUUCCAAGUCAUGGAAUUACCAGGGACAGGUAAACUAAAGUAAGGGAAUAGUUGUGUGGGACUGACAGGUAUACAUUGGGCCUUUGUUACCAGUGAAUGCUCAACCUGAUGGUGAUCAGGUGACUUACUUUCACCUCAAAGGGGAUUAUGUGUUAUCUCAAUUGUGGUAUUGCAGCAAUGCUUCAAUUACUUAAAGAAUGUACUUUGAGGAAGUGGGAGAAAAGUGCCAGGUGAACCCGUGGAUAGUGAUGUAACGUGCAGUAAUGUCCUGGACAUUUUAAUUUGAUGGGGACAGUGUGGCACCCUGGGUACAGGAUAGUUGGCUAAAGUGGGAAAUGGGUGCGAGUAUGUGGUGUUCUGUUCUGAGCUCAACCAGUUUCGUGUUAGGUUUGUUCGUAAACGCACCAGCCACUCCACUAGGGGGCAGCCGCAGCGCUAUGUUUUGUACCGCCAGAGCUCUGAGAGGCAGAACCAUCGCGAGACUUCUGAGUGAAAGACGUGAAUUGCAAGCUGUUGCCGGAAACGGAAUGUAUUCUGUUUUUUUAUAGGUAAGCUGGUGUAGUUGUGUGCACAAUGAUGCUAUAAGUUAAUAUAAUGUAGUAUUACAUCUAAUAACACGUUAAAGCUAACUCAGACAUGCCAGAGCUCUGAGAGGCAGAACCAUCGCGAGACUUCUGAGUGAAAGACGUGAAUUGCAAGCUGUUGCCGGAAACGGAAUGUAUUCUGUUUUUUUAUAGCAGAUCCCAGACACCAUUUCAAUCAAGGUUGAAGAGGAUAUUGGUGGAUGCACGCCCUCUGUAGAAGACUGCAAUGGCAUUAGCGCUGCACACAGCGCAGCGCCACCUCAGAGUCCAAGAGAGUCUGCAUGUGGACGCCCCUGGCUCCUCCCACAUGUCCGGUCACAAUGGGGAGCUGCGUAUCCUGAGUGUCUACAGAAAAGGGGAGGGCCCACUGGCGCUGGACGGCCAUGACACCCUCUUCGCUGUGUGCAAACUGGAGGCCUUGAGCUCGCCUUCUGCGGACCACAGCGUGGCCAAGAGACUGGAGCGUGGCCACGAGCGGCUCGUCCACCUUGAGGAGCCGAGUGGGCAUCGGGGGGGCCGCAAAGGCCGGCCUUACGUCUUGUUCGGUCACCCACAUGCGUACCCACACAGGCGAGAAGCCGUACUGGUGCGACCAAUGCAUGAAGCGCUUUCAGAACAAAGCCAACCGGAAGACCCACAUGAGGACUCCGGGGAGAAGCCCUACGGGUGCGAGAAAUGCAUGAAGGGCUUCAGCCAGAACUGCAGCCUGAAGGUCCACAUGAGGACUCACUCCGGGGAGAAGCCCUGUGUGUGUCUGCAAUGCAACGGCAGCUUCAGUGACCCGAGCAGUUUGCGUGUGCACAUGCUCAAGCACACGGGCAACGGGGUGCUUGGUCACUGGGCAACGAGACACUUUGAUUGACAACUCUGCCCAGGGUAUUCCCCUGGGCAGAGUGACGUCCUACGUAGUGGUCUUCACGGACGCCUCGUUGACGGGUUGGGGAGGGACGUGCCUCUCACACUCAGUCGGAGGCGCGUGGCGCACGCCCCCCACAGCACACAUUCCUGCCGUCCUAUUUUUUUAACCCAAGAAUUAUAUUCGGGGCUAAUUAAACACAGGGUCUGUGAUUAGGAUGUCUGGGUUCAGGGUCUGCGUUCAGGGCCUAAUCGACCAGGUAAACACGCGUCCUGCCGUCCUCCUCCGAGCUCAAUACAUUAAUGCAUCCAAAAUCUGACCGCAGCUGACCUCAGAUCUGGUGAACUGGGCUUUUAUUUCCUUCACUUCAUACGUUUCGACCAAUCCUGUUGC